UUCUAGAUGGCCUACCCUGAUCGUGUCCUCGGUAACAUACUACUUCACUGUACCUCCACAGUGGCAGGUGUGAUGGAAUACUUCAAUGAUAAGAUUAUGAACUGGAAACUCCAAACAGUGGGCAUGCAUCCAACUGCUGAACAGUACCUUGUCUUUCACAAGUUUGGGACGGAAAUAGAGAAAGCUGAAAACAAGACAAGGUUAUCAAAGAUUACAUCAAAAAACUUCAAAGUCGAAUUAAUCCUCGCAACUUGCGACUAUAUGUGGAAUCUUUUCUUGCCCGUACAGAUAUUUCAGCAAUCUUGAAAGAUAAAAUGAAAGUUGAUUCAUUGCUUGUGACUGGAUCCAAGGCCUCCCAUCUUCAUACAGUUCAUACUAUGCAUGCAGCCAUGGAUCCACGACAUACCACACUUCUAAAGGUGGAUGGUGUUGGUGAUGUAUUGUUUGAAGCUCCGGACAUUCUUGCUCACAACUUACUCUUGUUUUCUCAAGGAUUGGGACUGUUGAGUACUCUACCAAUGUCUCGCCAGUCAUCCAUCUCUUCUUAAAAUGAUUAGAAAAAUGUGACAAGAAGUUUUUGCAGUUUUAAGCUGAAACAAAUUAUCUUCACUUUAGUAUUAUGGAAGUAGGUUUGGUACAAUCACUGGAAUAUUAAUGUAGUUAUUGCUAAUCAAAUAUUAGUACUUCUCUUUUUCUCAUAGAUUCUAGGUGCAAUUAUUCCACUUGAAAUAUGAUAGCCCUUUAUAUCGUAUUAUAUGGUUAAAACAUUUAAAUGCAGUUUCCAGUAGUUUCGAUUAUUGUAUUUAUUCAAGGAUUUUCUUACAUUUUUGUAUUAAAAAAAAGGCAUUAGAAACAUUCCCUCCAUUUAUUAUAAUCUAGAAUGAGUAGUUUGGUUAGAUAAGUUAGACAUAAAUACAACUGAAAUUAACCAAACUGAUAACCUUGAUAUGUUGUGAACAAAAUUAGACAUAAGAAGGUACACUGGAGUGUGCAAUCAAUAAUAGUGGUCCAAAUAUUAAUGUAGUACAAAAACAGUAUUCAGUUUUGUACAUAAUAAUAUAGUUCAGUUUAUUUAGGAGAGAAAUCAACAGAUAUGAUGGUUAUUUAGUUGUUUGAAAGAGGAGUUUUGUUUUAGUUGCCUUAAAGUCUGACAAGACUUUUUUUUGUUAAAGUAGUAAC
Messenger RNA from Limulus polyphemus (Atlantic horseshoe crab), 1179 nucleotides. RefSeq lists its product as uncharacterized. Bases 315 to 548 code for a protein of 77 amino acids. The record is from RefSeq and is a predicted model, not a curated record. NCBI's taxonomy places the organism in Eukaryota, Metazoa, Arthropoda, Merostomata, Xiphosura, Limulidae. The transcript is spliced from 7 exons.